Messenger RNA from Physcomitrium patens, 1387 nucleotides. RefSeq lists its product as uncharacterized. Gene Ontology annotation, molecular function: ER lumen protein retrieval receptor activity. The record is from RefSeq and is a predicted model, not a curated record. Lineage: Eukaryota; Viridiplantae; Streptophyta; Bryopsida; Funariales; Funariaceae. Gene Ontology annotation, biological process: protein retention in ER lumen. Gene Ontology annotation, cellular component: membrane.
GGGGGUCCACAUUCCCUCUGUCUCUGUGUGUGUGUGUGUGUGUGUGUGUCUCCCCUUCGGAGUCCCUUAGCAGAUUGCUUAGCCUCGAUCAAUCGAACCUACCACCCAAGUUCAAUCGGAAAAUUCAUCACCCCCGCUGUCCGCUUCGCCCUGCUGUUCCUGAUCGAUCGAACCGUUCAUCACCCCAUUCCGCCUUCAUUUGAGACUUCCGGGUCUAUUUUCCUUGGGAAUUCGACGUGGUCUGAGCGUUCGUAUGUGCUAAACCCUAAUCGGAGAUAACAGGUGCGGAUUACAGUGAUAAAAAGUGAUGGGACUGGGGAGGAGAGCGCGAAACCCUGUGCAGACAGCAGCAUGGUGGGUGAAGAAGCAGCCUCCGAAAGUGAAAGCCGCCUUAGGGGUGUUGACUGGCAUUUUGACGCUCAUUUUCUUGCGAUUUGUCAUUCGCGAUCAUGACAACCUGUUCGUGGCUGCUGAAUUUAUUCAUGCUGUCGGCAUCGGAUGUCUUAUCUACAAGCUUAUGAAGGAGAGGACUUGCUCUGGCCUGUCACUCAAGUCCCAGGAGCUCACUGCCAUAUUUCUGAUGGUGCGGCUCUAUUGUAGUCUGGUGAUGGAAUUUGACAUUCAUACUGUUCUGGACUUCCUCACAUUCCUCACAACUGCGUGGGUGAUUUUUAUGAUGCGUUUUAAGUUAAAGGCUACCAUCUCAGAUGACCUCGACAAUCUUCCCAUAUACUAUGUGCUGGCUCCAUGUGCAGUACUGGCUCUUUUGAUUCAUCCAGGCACUUCUCACCAUAUUGUAAACCGUGUAUUGUGGGCUUUCUGUGUAUAUUUGGAAGCUGUAUCUGUCAUGCCUCAGCUUCGCGUAAUGCAGAAUACCAGGGUAGUUGAGCCCUUCACAGCCCAUUAUGUUUUUGCUCUAGGAAUUGCACGAUUUCUAAGUUGUGCUCACUGGAUUCUUCAGGUGCUAGACGGACACAGCUUCCUGCUUAGUGCACUGGGCUUCGGCUUAUGGCCUGGUAUGGUUCUUCUCUCUGAGAUUGUACAGACAACGAUCUUGGCUGACUUUUGUUACUACUACGUGAAAAGUGUAAUGGACGGACAGAUGAUGGUGCGGCUUCCUUCCGGUGUAGUGUAGUGCCUGCUGUGGUAAGGCUACUUAAUGUAUUAGUGAAAUUGAAGUACUAGGGCACGAAAGGAUGCUUUAGCUUUUUUAUACAUGAGCUUCUCAUUGCAGUUCAAGUCCUCUUCAACUGUGAUGGUUUUAGGGCCCAUACAAGCUUGUAGGGUUCCAGCUCUGACUGACCCGAGAAGGUUGUACAUUAUUAUGAAGAUGCUCAUCUUAAUGCAAUGGCUCUUUCAGUUGGCUGAAAAGCACUUGUCAAUGGUA